UGCCCUUCUUGCUGAUUUGGAGAACACCAGCUCUCCUCUUCCACGGUGUCCUGUCUUGUUGACCUCUGACCCGCCACAGAACGCUGGUGCCACCUCCCAGGACCCAGCCCAAGCUCGACCACCACCUCCAGCCUAUACACCACAGCAUACGGUCUCUGCUGUAAUGAAGUCCUCACAGAACUCACACCCAGACAAAUUAUACAGCACAGUGUGUAAACCACGCUCCCCCCACGCAGCCGAUCCUCCUCCUGCCUUCUCCUCCUCGCUGCUGGGCGGAGGUCUAAACGAACUGGACCAUUUGUUACAGGAGCUCAACGCCACCCAGUUCAAUAUCACAGACGAGAUCCUGGCCCAGUUUCCUUCUAAGAAAGACGAGAGGGACAAGAUGAAAGACAAGGCCUCAACAUCGCCAACAUCCAGCUCUGCAAAGCCCUCAGCAACAUCUGCUACAAUGGAGCUGGACAAAUUAAUGGCUUCUCUGUCCGACUUCAGAGUCCAGACUACACCGACUCCACCGGUCAACCCGGUGGUUACAGCCCCGCAGCAGCCCGUGGUCCCACAGCAGCCCGCUGCUCCAACACAGCCAUCGUCUGAGGGUUCAUUGGACAGCAUGCUGGGACUCCUCCAGUCAGACCUGAGCCGACAGGGAGUUCAAACAUCCUCCAAAGGAAACUGUUCAGCGUGCCAGAAGCCAGUUUUAGGACAGGUGGUGACGGCUCUGGGGAAGGUGUGGCACCCGGAGCACUUUGUGUGCACCGAAUGCGAGACAGAGUUGGGCAGUCGCAACUUCUUUGAGAAGGACGGCCGGCCGUACUGCGAGCCGGACUACUUCACCCUCUUCUCCCCGCACUGUGCACACUGCAGUAAACCCAUACUGAAUAAAAUGGUCACCGCUCUCGACAAGAACUGGCACCCCGAGUGUUUCUGCUGCGUCAACUGCAGCCGCACCUUUGGAGACGAAGGUUUCCAUGACCGGGAGGGCCAGCAGUACUGCCAGCAGUGCUUCUUGACUCUGUUCGCCUCCCGCUGUCAUGGCUGCAACAAACCUAUUCUGGAAAACUAUAUCUCAGCUCUGAGCUCCCUCUGGCACCCACAGUGCUUCGUAUGUAGGGAAUGCUACAGCCCCUUCGUGAACGGCAGCUUCUUCGAACACGAGGGGAAGCCGCUGUGCGAGGCGCACUACCACCAGUCCCGCGGCAGCAUGUGCCAGGCCUGCCAGCAGCCCAUUCUGGGCCGCUGCGUCACCGCCAUGGGGGCCAAGUUUCACCCCCACCACCUCGUGUGCCACUUCUGCCUGAAGCCGUUGAGCAAAGGCUGCUUCAAGGAGCAGGAAAACAAACCGUACUGCCACCCCUGCUUCAUCAAACUGUUCGGCUGAAUACGCCGCUCACAGAUUUGUGCUCAAAUCCUCUGAAGUGGAGAAGCUGCACGACGCUUCUUCAGAAAUGUUUUUCUAAUUCAGUCCAAAGGGGAGGAUGGAGCAGGUCUCUGUUUGAGGAAGGGUGGAAAAGUAAUCCAACAUGUUUUUAUUUGUUUUUUAGAGAAAAGGGACUGAAUCAUACACCUCUAAUGUUAAAUUAUCCAGUCACAAAAUGAUGCCAAAUAUUUUCUCAUGUAUGUAAAUAUUUUACAUAUGGUCUGUUUUGAAUUGAACAUUAAUUGAAUUAUUUUGCCAAAGAAAGAAAUCAAAUGUUUUGUUUCAAAAAUAAAAAAAUGUUCCCAUCCCCUGCAAAAAAAAAUUAAAAAAAUCAUUUUAAUAUAUUUGCUUUGUAUUACUACGUGUACACGUUUCACUGCUUUACAUAUAUAUAAUUUGCUAAUAACUAUAUGUUUAUUUUCCAUACCACAUGUUUAAAGUCAGAUAUUUUGUAUUCUUGUGCUGUGGCUUCAUGCAAAUGCCAAAACAAAAUAAAAAAAGCACUUUUAAA
This is a messenger RNA of Nematolebias whitei (Rio pearlfish), 1928 nucleotides long. RefSeq names its product transforming growth factor beta-1-induced transcript 1 protein. Gene Ontology annotation, molecular function: muscle alpha-actinin binding; actin binding. Gene Ontology annotation, cellular component: stress fiber; Z disc; filamentous actin. Gene Ontology annotation, biological process: actin cytoskeleton organization; muscle structure development. NCBI's taxonomy places the organism in Eukaryota, Metazoa, Chordata, Actinopteri, Cyprinodontiformes, Rivulidae. The transcript is spliced from 10 exons. The record is from RefSeq and is a predicted model, not a curated record. The coding region runs from base 164 to 1378 and encodes 404 amino acids.